AUGCUUGCGCCUGGGUUCAGGACGCGGCGCAGCUCCUCCUUCAUUCGAUUCGGCGCCCUCGCUGCUCUCGUCCUCUUUGCGUUCUGGUCCUUUAGCAAUCGCUCUCCUGCGCCGUCUCUGCUACCGAUACAGAAAUCACAACCUGCUGCUGCUGAGGGCGCUGAUUCGUUUCCUGUGAAGGCAGCAGAGCAACCUGGCGCUCAUCCGAUUGACAAGCUCAUCAACGACGGCGGAAAACGAUACAAAGAUCUCCUCUCCAGAGAAUCGCAUACCCUCGAAGAAGCAGCCCAAGCGUACCGUAAACGCCGUGGUCGUCAUCCCCCGCCAGGUUUCGACAAAUGGUGGGACUUCGCCAAGCAGAACAACGCCAUUGUGGUGGAGGAGUUCUGGGAUCAGGUUUACCACGAUAUCGACCCGUUUUGGGGCGUUCCCCAACCUAUCAUCCGAAAAGAGGCGUACAGCUUUGAGAUGUCGAUCCACAUUCGAAACGGUAAAGCCAAUUCAACGAGUGAUUGGUUCUGGACGUUGAUUUGGCUUGAUAUGAUUCGCUCUAUUGAACAUAUGGUUCCUGAUCUGGAUAUGCCGUUGAAUGCGAUGGACGAACCCCGUCUUGUGGUGCCGUGGGAGGAUAUUGAUGGAUACAUGACCAAGGGCGCUGCGUCGCGGAGUCUAUGGCCUGCGAAGGAGGUUGUCUCAGAGUUUCAGAAGCUUCCUACUGCUGGACGACAUGACAGGGACGUCAGAAUUCCUUUCAAGCGAUGGGAAAAGACUAGCCCAUACUGGCCAAUUGCCCGUCGAGGAUGUCCCCCAGACAGUCCAGCCCGCCAAGCGCCUCUAAAAGAAUCCUUCAACCACCCCCCCGAAAUCGACAUCUCCAACGCCGAGAAGCACUCUUUCGCAGGCUACGUCUCCAAUUUUACACUAUCGAGCGAAAUCUGCCACCAACCCGACCUCCAAGGCCUAAACGGUCUUUUGAUCAACCCAAUCUCAGUUUCUUCUACAAAAGUCCUGUUUCCUAUGUUUGGCGGCUCGAAACUCGCCAUCAACAACGAAAUUCUGCUCCCGCCGCCGAUUUACUGGAAGGGAGAGGAUCGCUUCACGGGCGGUGAGGAUAAUGAUGUGGAGUGGCAGAAUAAGGGAAAUACUGUGGUCUGGCGUGGCGUCGCGACGGGAGGCAAGAAUAAGCCUGAGAAUUGGCGUGGUUUUCACCGUCAUCGCUUUGUCUCGAUGCUCAACCAGACAAAGGUCUCGGCUGUUGAGCACGGUAAGGAGAAGCCUGAGAAUUUCGUCCUUCCUUCGGAGAAGUAUCAUCUUCACGCGCAAGCUGAUGGUCGUCUUGGGGAGUGGGUCGGCGAGUGGUCUGAAGUAGGCUUCGUGGAUCUCAUGUGCUCACCCUCUGAAGAUGACGGACGGUGCUGGUACACGGAUCACUACUUCGCCAAGGUUGACGGCAUGGACAUGCACGAGCAGUUCGACUACAAAUACGUUCCCGAUAUCGACGGAAACUCUUUCUCAGGUCGUUACCUCGGCUUCCUCAACUCGACAUCCCUCCCCAUAAAAGCAACCCUCUUCAGAGAAUGGCACGACAGCCGUCUCGUGCCGUGGGUGCACUUCGUCCCCAUGGACAACAGAUUCCAGGACUUUUACGGCAUAAUGGAGUAUUUCAGAGGGUACGGCGAAACAAGCGGUCACGAUAAAGCUGCGCAGCGAAUUGCGCUCGAGGGCAAAGAGUGGGCGAAUAAAGUACUCAGAAAAGAGGACAUGCAGAUCUAUGUGCUGCGGUUGUUGUUGGAGUACGGCAGGGUCAUUGCGGAUGAUAGGGAUAAGAUGGGGUGGGUUGACGAUGCGCUCAAGGAUCCGUCUAUCGAGAAGACGUGGAGCAAGUUGAAGAUAUGA
Molecule: messenger RNA, 1896 nt
Organism: Fusarium tjaetaba
Lineage: Eukaryota; Fungi; Ascomycota; Sordariomycetes; Hypocreales; Nectriaceae
Product: capsular associated (CAP10)
Exons: 3
Coding region: 1-1896 (631 amino acids)
Source: RefSeq, a predicted model, not a curated record